This is a messenger RNA of Linepithema humile (Argentine ant), 1988 nucleotides long. RefSeq names its product fatty acyl-CoA reductase 1. Gene Ontology annotation, molecular function: alcohol-forming very long-chain fatty acyl-CoA reductase (NADP+) activity. NCBI's taxonomy places the organism in Eukaryota, Metazoa, Arthropoda, Insecta, Hymenoptera, Formicidae. The record is from RefSeq and is a predicted model, not a curated record. Gene Ontology annotation, cellular component: peroxisome. Gene Ontology annotation, biological process: long-chain fatty-acyl-CoA metabolic process.
UCAUCGAAUAGUGUAACUAAAAAUUAGAUUAAUUUUAUUUGUUUUUAGCAAUUAAAAGUUACUCUUAAACAAUUUUUUGUUACUUUAUUAUUCUUUAUCUGCCACAUAUCUCUGCCUUCACUUAGUACAUUUUUUACAAAAUAUUAUAUUGUUUUCACCGGCGUUGUGCUUAAGCAUGCAGAACACAGAAGAUACAUUUAUACCAGCUUUCUAUGCAAAUCGAUCAGUGUUCAUCACUGGCGGAUCCGGCUUUCUUGGCAAAUGCUUAAUAGAAAAACUGUUACGAUCAUGCAUUGAUAUUGAUAAGAUAUUUCUGCUAAUGCGGCCGAAAAAAGGAUUAAGUGUCAACGAUAGACUCAAGAAAAUAUUAAAUAAUAAGCUUUUCGACGUAUUACGAAGCGAGAGACCAAGUAGUUUUGAUAAAAUCAUACUUGUAUCCGGAAAUGUUGCACUUGAAGGGUUAGGAUUACUUGAUGAAGACAAAAAAAUGUUAACUGAACAUGUAUCUAUCAUCUUUCAUGUCGCUGCCAGUGUCAGAUUUGAUGAAAGCCUCAAAGACGCAAUUUUCAAUAACACGAGAUCAACACGCGAUGUAUGCAUUUUAGCUAAAGAUAUGAAAAAAUUAGUGGCUCUCGUGCAUGUAAGUUCAACUUACACUCAAACAGACAAGCCCACUGUCGACGAAAUUCUGUAUCCAUCGGAAAUUGAUUGGAGGCAGACAAUUAAAAUCGCCGAAUCCGUUGACGAUUACCUUUUGAGAAUAUUUACAUCGAAAUACUUGGGAAUGAUGCCAAACACCUACACAUUUACGAAGAGAUUGGCGGAGCAAAUUAUUAGCGAUUUUUCCGAGACAUACAAAUUACCAUGUGUGAUCAUCAGACCCUCAAUAGUAAUAUCGACGGCGGAAGAGCCCGUGCAUGGGUGGAUUGAUAAUUUUAACGGACCUAUUGGAUUGCUUAUUGGUGGUGCAAAAGGCAUUUUGAGGGUGGUAUACAUCGAUCCUUUGGUCGCUUCCGAUUUUAUACCGGUGGAUGUGGCUAUUAAACUUACAAUUGUAACUGCUUUUAAACGUGGGAUCAAAACCAUUACCGAGGACAAUAAGAUUCACGUUUACAAUUGCUCGUCAUAUAAUGUUAAACCUUUGAAUAUGCAACAACUUGUCGAUUUGGGCUUCAGAAUUUCGAAGAAAAUCCCCUUGGAAGGGAUAAUUUGGACACCCCACUCUACUUUGACUAAAAAUCGUUUUCUAUAUUAUCUGAUGGUGCUUUUUUUACACGUGCUCCCGGCAUUAUUUAUAGAUACAAUCUUGAAAUUGUGUGGUACACGGCCAAUAUUAUUAAAGCUGCAGAGAAAAGUAUAUGUGUCCAAUAGCGCCUUGUCAUAUUUUUUGUUAAAUGAAUGGAAAUUUUAUAAUAAAAAAUUGCUUGAAUUAUUUGACAACCUCAGCGUUGAGAAUCAGAAAGAAUUUGGUUACGACUACAGAAAUUUCAACGAAGUAGAUUAUUUUAGGGAUGGCGUUAUUGGUGCUAAACUUUACCUGCUUAAGGAAGACAUAAAUCAUCUCGAAGCAGCCAAACUUCAUCGUAAAAGGAUGGAUUGGCUCAGCAAUAUAACCACGAUAUUAUUCGUCAUAUUCUUCCUGCUAAUACUCUAUCGCAGAAACACGUUGUCCAACGUCGCGGAGAUAUUUUCAUUUCUCCGUUGAUUGAUCGAUAUUUGAUAAUAUCUAUUAAGUCUUUUCCUAUUAUUCGUCACUCUUAAUAAAUUGCAAAAUGUAUACUGUAAGAAUUAGAUAAAUCUAGCAAUAUAAUAUUUUUAUUCUUUAAGCUUCAUCAGUUUUUUAUACUAAAUUCUCUUAGUAUGCAGGUUCAAACAACUUGAACUUACUUAUGUAUUUGUAUAACAUUUUAUAUUUACUAUUCGGCUAUUUCAAAUGUAAUGGGAAAAAUAAUAACUUUAUAUACCUAAAUCUUAUAUUAUACAACAUU